AUGUCUCCAAAAACAAAAGCAAACGUUGCCAAACCUAAGAGGCCUACCUAUGAAGAUAUGAUUUAUGAAGCUAUUGUUGCUUUGAAAGAACGUAAAGGAAGUAGUCGCCAGGCUAUAAAGAAAUAUCUUAUAAACACGUAUAAAGUUGAGGAUAAUGCUACUUUGACCCAAAGUUUUCGCAGAGCGCUUACUAGCGGUAUCGAAAAAAACCGUUUUGAAUUUUAUAACGAUCCGAAGGGCACUAUCAAGAUCAUUAGAAAAGAUGUUGAUGGUGUUAGAAGACCAACAGUUCCUAAAACUUCUAAAACUAAGCCUGUGAAGACAGCUGCGGUUGAAAAGAAAGUUUCUAAACCCACGUCUGAUAAAAAGACCUCUACUACAAAGAGUACCAGGAAGAGUACCACCAAGGAUACCGAAAAAGAUACAAAGGCUACCCCAAAGCGUGCCACCAGGAGUACUACGAAGAGUACUGAAAAAUCUUCCGUUGUUACAAGAUCGGCCUCCAAAGAUGUUGAAAAACAAUCCAAGUCUUCUACAUCUCCAAGGGCUAAGACUUUAAGGAAGAAAGCUACUAAGGAUGACGCUUAA
Molecule: messenger RNA, 588 nt
Organism: Racocetra persica
Lineage: Eukaryota; Fungi; Glomeromycota; Glomeromycetes; Diversisporales; Gigasporaceae
Source: the annotation of a GenBank genome assembly